CAACACUAUCAAGAUGCGCGCUUCCACCUUCUUCGCCGCUCCCCUCGUGGCCAUGGCCGCUGCUCAGAGUGCCUCUACCAACGAGACCUCCGUCCUCAGCACCAUCCCCAUCUCCUCCAGCGUCCCUUACACCAACGGUUUCACCUCUUUCCUCACCCAGACAAACUCGCUUGGUGUCGUGACCGGUCAGCCUCUGCCCGCAACCUCCGUCGGUGUCGCUGCAACCAACGCUGCUGUCUCAUCCAUCGCUGUCCAGCUCAUCCCCGCUGGUAUCGCACCCGGCACCGUCACCACCCUCAUCUACGGCAACGUGACCGCCGGUAACGCCACCUCCAUCGUCGUCACCAUUGGCACUUCCACCACUCAGGUCCUGAGUGCCGCCGUCGUCGCAGCCACUGGUUCAGGCUCUUCCGCCAGCGGAUCAGGCGCCGCCGCCUCAGGCUCAUCAGGUUCUUCCGCCUCUGGCUCCAGCGGAUCCUCAUCUCGUGGUUCCUCCAGUACUGCUUCUCGCUCUUCGGGCUCCAGCGCUUCUGCUUCUGGCUCCGGUGCCGCUGCUUCUUCUACCGGAGCUGCUGGUAAUGUCAAGGUUGGCGCUGGCGCUCUCAUCGCCGCCGGUGCUUUCUUUGCCGCUUUCAUGUAAAGUGGUGGGUUGCUUGACUGAUUGUAACAAACACUUUUUUUCCUUUUUCUUCUUCUUUUCACGCCGACAAUAAAGUUACGUUAACGUUAAUGCUGGGAAUACGGUAUGGGAUGGGAUGCAUGGGAGUUUUUGCUUUCCAAAAAUGUAAUCACACAAGAGAAAAGGGCAUAGCAGCUUGCAUGCAUGCAUUUGGGAGUCAAGAUUAUUAGUUGGGGGGUUUAUGAUAUGCUAUGGCAGUCCUUCUGUGACUGGUAUGGCAGACAGGGUCUGUAGUAAACAAAAGAAAAAUAACUACUCUUUCAAACUUC
Messenger RNA from Aureobasidium pullulans EXF-150, 948 nucleotides. RefSeq lists its product as uncharacterized. The coding region runs from base 14 to 640 and encodes 208 amino acids. NCBI's taxonomy places the organism in Eukaryota, Fungi, Ascomycota, Dothideomycetes, Dothideales, Saccotheciaceae. The record is from RefSeq and is a predicted model, not a curated record. The transcript is spliced from 2 exons.